UCACAUCCCGUGCCAGAGACCCUUGCGUGACCUUUGGCCCGGCGGUUGAAGGCGGUUUGUUGAUCGGUUGGUGCCAUGGCGGGGAUUAAAGCGUUGAUCAGCCUAUCAUUUGGCGGUGCCAUUGGACUGAUGUUCCUGAUGCUUGGAUGUGCCCUUCCAGAGUAUAACAAAUACUGGCCAUUGUUUGUUCUUUUCUUUUACAUUCUCUCUCCAAUCCCAUACUACAUAGGAAGGAGAGUAGUUGAUGACACUGAUGCAGCAAGCAGUGCAUGUAAAGAACUUGCCAUAUUUCUCACUACAGGCGUAGUCGUCUCAGCAUUUGGGUUGCCUAUAAUUUUUGCAAGAGCACAACUGAUUCAAUGGGGAGCAUGUUCUCUGGUGCUAACGGGCAAUGUAAUCAUCUUUGCCACCAUUCUGGGAUUUUUUAUGGUUUUUGGCACGAACGAUGACUUCAGCUGGCAGCAGUGGUGAGAGAUACACAUGCCAACAGUUGCUGGAGGGGAGAAUGUUUGCAUUCUAGAAUUCAUCCAAAAAAAGACUGCAAUAACAUCAACUAACGACCAACGCCAGAUAUGCUGAGUUGUUACGUUUUCCAUUGACAUUUGAUAGUCUGCACUAGUGUGCAUUUAUAAGUGACUGCAUCCUUCUUUGUUAGCCUAAAUAUUAUCUUCAUAUCAAGAUAGUUUGAUUUUGCAAUUCCUACUGGUGCAACAUUAAUAACCAUAUCAAAAAAUUGACAAAAUCAAUUGCAACUUUGUAAGAAAUUUUUUGAGAAGAAACAACUGUUUGAUUUGUUAUUUUGUUAGCUUUGACGCAAAGCUUUUAUAAACUAACAAAAGUGAUUUAUUCUCUUUUAAAUCAAAGUAUUUGCUGCCUUUUGUGUUUCAGUGUAUACACGUGGUGCUUGUAUGUACAGUAAGAUUUUAGUGCGAGAUUGUAAAUUUGGUUCCAGUGUUGCAAGCUGUAUUAUAAUUGACCUUUUACUGUGUACUUUUUUUAAUGCAAAAAUUCAGUAUCAAGUCUGAAAACUGAAACUAGUAUAUUGUACUUGUGUUUUCAGUUGGUGAAUUGAUUAUUGUUGUCGUCAUCAUUCUCAGCAUAUUUAUGAAAGGAAGUGUUAAUC
Messenger RNA from Hemiscyllium ocellatum (epaulette shark), 1123 nucleotides. It is a transcript of the gene leprotl1, whose product is annotated as leptin receptor overlapping transcript like 1. The record is from RefSeq and is a predicted model, not a curated record. Gene Ontology annotation, biological process: negative regulation of growth hormone receptor signaling pathway; late endosome to vacuole transport via multivesicular body sorting pathway. Gene Ontology annotation, cellular component: endosome. Bases 76 to 471 code for a protein of 131 amino acids. Lineage: Eukaryota; Metazoa; Chordata; Chondrichthyes; Orectolobiformes; Hemiscylliidae. The transcript is spliced from 4 exons.